Molecule: messenger RNA, 1008 nt
Organism: Funneliformis mosseae
Lineage: Eukaryota; Fungi; Glomeromycota; Glomeromycetes; Glomerales; Glomeraceae
Source: the annotation of a GenBank genome assembly
AUGCAUUUACAAGAGUUUGGCUUUGAGGUUUUGGUAAAUGAUCAACCUUUACCAGAAUAUAAUCUUCCAGUUGAUGAGUCUGAUUUAAAUAAGACAUGCGUUUCUUACGUCACGGAUCCUUUAACACAAACAAAAAAAUACAGCGACGUUACAACAUAUUUUCCAGUCAUAAACCAAGGAGAAUGCUACAAGAUUAGGAUUGAAGCUAAACAAGCGAACCCGUCCAACAUCAUAAUCUCUCGUUUAUACAUAGAUGGACGAUCGGAUCCAACGCAACUAUUUCAUCAACGAUCAAGUUCAAGAACAAGGUCGUUAUCCACCAAUUUCUUUAAAUCUAGCAGAGCAUCUUCUAAACGUCUUAAAGUGCAAAAUAAAAAUCAAUAUGGAAAGCAUGGUUCCAUUGCAAUAUGUUUUUUCAGGGGGGUUAUCGUUGAUGAUAAUUCAUUACAAAAUCAACCAGGAUUAGCAGACAGAGGAUCAGACAAUAAUGAGAAUGAGGAUUUUGAUUAUACAACCGAAUUUGAUGUCAAGGACGCAAAUAUUCAACCUGCAACUGUAGCAAAAAUUGUUAACUUAAAACCUAUAGCUGAGUUACAUCUUCAUUAUCGUUCAGAGGAUUGGCUGACUAAUAGAGGAUUUUCGUUACCAAUUUUAAGUGAUGUCAAUGGAGAAAAGGAAGAGGAUGUGAAUUUAAUUACUGAUGAAGAAAAUAAAGUUAAUGAACUUCCAAAGCUAUCUCAAGUGCUCACGAAAAUUGAAAACAACAAUGCGAAACAAAUCGACGAACCUCUGGAAAUUGAAGCAAAUGGGAACGAUGUUAAUCCAAAAGUCAACAAAAAUGCAAAGAAUUCUCAAGAGCUCAUGGAAAUUGAUAAAUUAAUCGCUAAAGAAACAAGGAGACUUAAUGACAUUUCCCAGGAAAUUAUGGAAUUUGAAAGGAAGAAAAAGGAGGAUCAGAAUAUAUUGAAAAGAGCUCGUGAUGAAAUUGAUGAGAUUGAUAAGAUUUAA